This is a messenger RNA of Ceratitis capitata (Mediterranean fruit fly), 4534 nucleotides long. RefSeq lists its product as uncharacterized. Gene Ontology annotation, biological process: proteolysis. The coding region runs from base 190 to 4092 and encodes 1300 amino acids. The transcript is spliced from 5 exons. Lineage: Eukaryota; Metazoa; Arthropoda; Insecta; Diptera; Tephritidae. Gene Ontology annotation, molecular function: serine-type endopeptidase activity. The record is from RefSeq and is a predicted model, not a curated record.
AUCAGCAGAGCGCGAUCAGCAAAGGAGGAAAAGACGCAAAGGAUUACCAUUUUUCUUCUUUAAUUUGUGAACUAUUACAUAAGGACAAAAAUAACGGUGUAAAUUGAACGUGUGCGCGGGUUAAGUGAUAUUUAUUUUAGUUUUAAAACCGAAAUUCAGGCGAAGCAAGCAAAGAGCUCAGACGCCUUCAUGAUGAGAUUAAAACUUCACUUGGCUCUUACGGCCGCAAUACUCUUAGCUGGCUGCCCGUUUAUUUACGCACAAGACGCCGCAUGGAGUGGCGGUUGGGAGCCUUCGAAGGAGUCAAUGCUGAGCAGACGCUCGACGGAGGAUGCAAAAACAGAUGGCGCAGCGGUACAGCCUGUAGAGGUGCAAGGUCGUAAUUACGGUGUACAUGAAUCGAUUUACAGCAAUGACACUAAUGUGGAUAUAAACGCCGUAAUCGAUCAGAUUAUCAAUUCCCGGCGCGAAGGACGUAUACUAUCCGACUACGAUCAAGUAUACGCUGAUGGCAAUAUCGAUCAGGCGCUUCAACAAGGCGAUGAUAUGCAAGCACGCAAUCUUAUACGUGAUAAGCUUUGCGGUCUCGGUUUGAUGAGUUGUGAUGUUGAAGAGAAACGGCCUUACUACUCGACAAUUUACGCACAAGGUCCACCACCCAGUUCGUUUGGUGGCGGCCCAUACGGCCCAGCUAGACCUAUGCCGCCUCCUGGUCACUUCAAUGGCCGUCCGCCACCACCACCACCGUCGUCGUUGAACUCUUUUGGCGGCCCGCCACGUAAAGUAGGUUAUGAGAACACUUACAAGCCGUCUUAUCGUCCAUCUGCACCUGGUGGCCCAGUUUAUAAUGGUCCAUACCUUGAGAAUCCACCACCAUCAGCAAUUGGCGGCACUGGGCCGAGUACAUUCAACAAACCACCACCUGGCGCUAUCAUUUACGGCAGCAAACCACCUGGUCCCGUCUUUAAUGGUAACUCGGACGCUGCACCACCACCACCGUAUGCUUUCGAAAAUCCAGCACUUGAUAAAAUCCAAGCUGCCGGCUCAAGCCAAUCGAAUUUCUACGCUCACCAAUCAUCGUCUGCCUCCUCAGCUUCUUCUUCGAAGGUUGUCGUCGGCAACUUGAAUGCUAUACCAGUGUCAGCACCAGCCGGUGGCUUACAACAGCAUGUGCAUCACCACUUCCACCACGUAGAGGGCGCCGAUGGUGUUCCUGGUGCUAAAGUGCCUACCGUACCCAUUCCAAUUGGCGCUGGGCAAUCGAUCAACACUGACUUUUCUGCACUUGCGCAAUCUUCAACUGCGUUCACACCACAAACUCAAGGUGGUUUCUCUGAAUCUAAUGCUUUUAAUGCCGGCUACAAUGGUGCUUCACAGGGAGGCUUACUCUCACAAGCUGCUUCUAACGGUGGUUUCAAUAACUACGAAAAACCACCCAGCGAUCUGUACAAACCUGCUGGUGGUCUAGGCAGUUUUGGUAAUGUUGGCGCUCAAGGAGUUUAUGAACAAGGUACUGGCGGAAGUGGCUUCGGACAAAGCGGCUUUGGCCAAUCGAACAACUUUGGCCAGAACAAUAAUUUCGGACAAUCCAGCAACUUUGGACAGUCAAGCGGUAGCUAUCAUAGCCAAAAUCCUGACUAUUAUAAGAAAGAGCUGCAAAACUUUGGCGGUAUUGGUACUUCUGCUGGUUAUAACGGCAUCGGCAACAACUUGGGCGGUCAGUACCAAGGUGGAUAUGACACCUCGCGGCAACAAAUCGUCGACUGUCAGUGCGUGCCAUUUAACCAGUGUCCUGCUGCCGAUCGUAUCGGACGCAAAGAGGAUUUGAUUUUGGCAAUUGACCCACGUAAUUUAGGCAAGGAUAUUGAGGCUUUAGGUGAUGAGACAGCUACGAAUGUUACCCUCAGCGCGACGGAAGAUAAAAAGGAAGAGGAGAAAGAUAAGGAAAGUAAGCGCAGCAAGCGUGAGGUGACAGCCGAGGACAAACAGUCUGAUGAUGCCGCAGCCGAUCUGCCGCUGGAUGCUGAAGGGCGCACUGGCAUACCCGAUAUUGCGGCCAUCGAGUUGAUAAAGCGUAAAAUUCUACCCACAUAUGGUGUUUCGUUUGGCUUGCCAUACCCCACCGGCGGUGGUGGCUAUCCCGCAAAUCCGCACGGCGACUUUUAUCCAGCACCGAAUCCGCACUUCGGUUCGAUCGGACCGAAUGGCUUGAAUCUAGGUCUUUUAAAUGUAAAUCCUUUGGUAUCCGUACAGGUCAGCAAAACCGAGUUCGGUGACAAAGUCGUUAAGCCACUGGUUAAUCUACAUGUCACGCCCAAUGCGAAUAUAUUUGAGAAAGUCGGCGAAUUGUUUAAAUCAAAACCCGAGUACAUUCAUAACACACAUUACCAUCAUCACGAUCAUUACAGUGGUUUCGAGCAUGAUCAUCAUUCACAUCCGCAUGAAAUUACCGCUCCUGGUCCCAUCUAUGGCGGCACAGGACCCGGCGCUCAUAUUAUUGAUGUGGUGGCGAGUAAACCGAUAUACGAACAUCACAGCACUGUAACGGCACCGGCAAGCUCAAUAAUUAACAGCGGUUUUCUCCAUCAACAGCAACAUUACGCGUCGCAACACACAUCCUUCGGUACAACUUCUGGUGCGAAUAUUUAUGCGGGACCUUCUGCCAUCGGUGGUGGUUCCCCACACUUCGGUAGCUCGAUAUCGAGCGGCUUCGGUACAAGUGGUCAUGGCUCUGGGCAUUUUGACAGCUCCGCGCAAAAUGUAUUUGCGCCCAGUGGCCAUGGCGCACCACACUUCAGUGGUUCUUUCCCAAUUGGGUUUGGCACAAGUAGCCAUGCCGCACCGACCUAUGGUGGCGGUUAUUCAAGUGGGUUUGGCACGAGUGGACACAGUGGUGAACUUUUCGCCAACGAGCAUUACAAUGCAUACGAGGAGCGCAGUUCCAAUCAAAGCGUGGCAUUUAGGGGACCUGGUCCUAAACAUCAAGACUUAAAUCAAUCUGAUAAUCGCAGGGGUAAAAGCUUACGUUAUCAACACAACUUACCUCCGAUACCUGCUCAAGCGCCUGGCGCUGCAGAAGGCAGUGACUAUGUUACCUUUCCACGUGAUCGGCGACGACGCGAUGUGGUUGAUCAUGAAGAGUCUGCGGAACGUAGAGAGAGUGUACUGGCACGUACGGUAAAAGCAGAACAGCGCGCAUACUACGGCAACCGUCCAGUUGAGAAGACCUGCCGCGUCAAUGAAGUCUGCUGUCGUCGUCCAUUGCGUCCAGCGCCUCAACAACAACUCGGACGUUGUGGUACACGCAAUGCUGCUGGCAUUACUGGUCGCAUCAAGAACCCAUCAUACAUUGAUGGUGACAGUGAGUUCGGCGAGUAUCCCUGGCAUGUGGCCAUCUUGAAGAAAGACCCUAAGGAAUCGAUUUACGCUUGCGGUGCCACAUUGAUCGAUGCACAACACGUGAUCACUGCGGCUCAUUGUAUUAAAUCACAAAACGGCUUUGAUUUGCGCGCUCGUCUCGGUGAAUGGGAUGUUAAUCACGAUGUCGAAUUUUUCCCAUACAUUGAACGUGACGUUGUCUCAGUACACAUUCAUCCCGAAUACUAUGCCGGUACUUUGGACAAUGAUUUGGCUGUACUGAAACUUGAUCAUCCCGUUGACUUCACCAAAAAUCCACACAUCAGUCCAGCUUGCUUACCAGACAAGUACUCCGAUUUUACUGGCUCCCGUUGUUGGACCACCGGUUGGGGUAAGGAUGCCUUCGGUGAACAUGGCAAAUAUCAAAAUAUCCUUAAGGAAGUCGAUGUACCAAUCUUGUCUCAUCAUCAAUGCGAGUCACAGCUGCGACAAACUCGUCUCGGUUACAGUUACAAACUGAAUCCCGGCUUUGUUUGUGCUGGCGGUGAGGAGGGCAAGGAUGCUUGCAAGGGUGAUGGUGGUGGUCCAUUGGUAUGUGAGCGUAAUGGCAUUUGGAAUGUGGUCGGUGUUGUAUCCUGGGGUAUCGGUUGCGGUCAAGCCAACGUACCCGGCGUGUAUGUACGCGUUUCACAUUACUUGGACUGGAUUCGCCAAAUUACGCAAUACUAUAAAUGAGUAGCGGUACCAGCGAUGACGACUCCUGUAUUGGCUACCACAACAGCCUACCACAGCAGUCAGUCGCCAAACCGAGAUGUGUUCCACUUUCACUUUCGAUAAGCCAUCGUUAUAUUUUUUGUUUUUUCGUUUCGUAAUAGUAACGUCGGAGCGCGACGAGUAAAGGAGUAUAUGUUAAUGAUAUUAUUUAUUUUUGUUAGUGUUGUAAGUGUAGGCACAUAUGUAAGUGAGUAAGUGCUCUUCAGUGCGACUGUUUGUUUUUGAUAAUUUUGAUUUCCUUUUUCUUUGUAUAUAUGUGUGUACGUAUUUAUUAUUACCUCACAAUGCUUCUGCUAAAUUAUUAUUUGUUGGUUCGCCUUGACACCGUACGCGGUAGGAGGCUGCUGCGAAAGCUUUCAACGUCUUUAAAUUAUUGUAUUUAAUUAAUUGUACGACACUUAAA